CUGCUGUUAUUAUCGGUGCAUCUCAGGAUUUUACAAGACUAGUCAAGAACAAUGGGAACGUGCACAUCUCUGGAAAGCCACAGCAGCCAUGAGGUGAGAAUCAAACACUCUUUAAAUAAGAAUGAAGAGGCGUUUGUAGUCAAAAGAAGAAAAACUGUUCUAAAAAGCCUGCAGAAACUCAAGAUACACUGCAGUAAGGAUGCGGUGCCAAACAUUGCAUUACUGGGUUCUGGAGGAGGACAAAGAGCCAUGGUGGGUUUGCUGGGAUCUCUGGUUCAGCUUGAUAAAGCGGGUCUUCUGGACUGCAUCCUUUAUCUGAGCGGAGUCUCUGGAUCCACCUGGUGCAUGGCCUCCUUAUACCAAGAACCAGACUGGUCCACCAAACUAGAGAAAGUGAAGAACAAAAUCAUCAAGAGACUCAACGGUCCAGGAGUCAGCUGGGGAGACGCAUUUGCCAAACUGAAGAAAUAUUACUAUGAGAAAGACAUCUUCAGCUUGACUGACGUCUGGGCAGUGAUGGCCGUCACACCAUAUGUCAAAGAGAUCAACGAACACAGAGUCACAAGUCAGCAUAACAAGCACAAAAAUGACCCGUUUCCCAUCUACACAGUGAUCGACAAGCAGUGCAAACAGAACAGAGAAGGAGACCCCUGGUUUGAGAUCAGUCCACAUGAAGCAGGUUAUUCUCUCAUUGGAGCGUUUGUGAAAACGUCCAGCUUCGGCAGCCAGUUUGACGACGGCUGUAAGAUCAAGGACCAGCCUGAAAUGGACAUGCUGUACCUGCAGGCUCUGUGUGGCAGCGCUACAGCUGAUAUGGAUGAGAACAAAAAAUUCAUCUGGCAAUAUAUAAGAGGUUUAUUUUCUAGUAUUAUAUCUAGAAUGGAAAAUGGGAUGAUUGAGGGAAUGGAGAAAGAUCCAAACUCGCCAUCUGCAGGCAAGUGUUCUCAGGUGCUCAUGGAUCUCGUGGACAUGAAUCUCUCUGUUUUGAAUGGCAUUGAUCCUUUUGAUCUUCACGAAUCCAUUCGAACAAAUCUGAACGACCCCUGGUUUGAGAUCAGUCCACAUGAAGCAGGUUAUUCUCUCAUUGGAGCGUUUGUGAAAACGUCCAGCUUCGGCAGCCAGUUUGACGACGGCUGUAAGAUCAAGGACCAGCCUGAAAUGGACAUGCUGUACCUGCAGGCUCUGUGUGGCAGCGCUACAGCUGAUAUGGAUGAGAACAAAAAAUUCAUCUGGCAAUAUAUAAGAGGUUUAUUUUCUAGUAUUAUAUCUAGAAUGGAAAAUGGGAUGAUUGAGGGAAUGGAGAAAGAUCCAAACUCGCCAUCUGCAGGCAAGUGUUCUCAGGUGCUCAUGGAUCUCGUGGACAUGAAUCUCUCUGUUUUGAAUGGCAUUGAUCCUUUUGAUCUUCACGAAUCCAUUCGAACAAAUCUGAACGAGCUCACUGGAGGCAAAAGUCAGCAUAUUUUUCAAGUGGAAAAACUGAAUCUCGCUGAUAAAGAAGCUGCAAAACUGCACAUGAGGAAGUAUACCUUGGAUAUUUGUGCAUGCUUGAGCGUUUCGUUCAGUUUCUGGCCGUUCAAUGUUUGCUUCAGCAUUUGUAAGUGUGCGGUUUGGUGGAUCUGGGGCACGAAAUAUGACUUUCUCCACAACAUGACAGAUAAAACAGUGCCUCGUGCUCUUCUGGAAAGUGAGACGAGAGACUAUAUAGACGCCGGACUGUUGCUGAACUCACCCUACUUCUCAGUGCUGAGAGAAGAACGAGACAUUGACCUCAUCAUUUCCCUGGAUUUCAGUGACGGCGAUCCUUUCAUGACAGUGAGAGAAGCUGCUGAGACCUGCAAGAAACUAAAGAUCCCCUUCCCUGAAGUCAACAUUACCAGUGAAGACGUGAAGAAACCGAAGGACUUCUAUGUGUUCAAAGGCCAAAACGCUCCAACCGUGAUUCACAUCCCUCUGUUUAAUGUGGUCAACUGUGGAGAUGAUAUCGAGGCAUGGAGGUACAAAUAUCGCACCUUUCAAGGUCCUUACAGCGCUGAGAAGAUCACUGAUCUUAUGGAGGUCGCUGGAAAAAACAUCUCAAACAACAGAAAGAAACUGCUGGAGCAGAUUCAAGCAGACAUUCGGAAAAAAAGAUCCAGACGCUUUAACAAUUCUGAAUAUAAACUCAUAUAG
Messenger RNA from Sinocyclocheilus grahami, 2169 nucleotides. Its product is annotated as cytosolic phospholipase A2 gamma-like. Gene Ontology annotation, molecular function: calcium-dependent phospholipid binding; calcium ion binding. The record is from RefSeq and is a predicted model, not a curated record. Gene Ontology annotation, cellular component: nuclear envelope; cytosol; nucleoplasm. Lineage: Eukaryota; Metazoa; Chordata; Actinopteri; Cypriniformes; Cyprinidae. The transcript is spliced from 19 exons. Bases 52 to 2169 code for a protein of 705 amino acids. Gene Ontology annotation, biological process: glycerophospholipid catabolic process.